CUAAGCACUCCUCUCUCUCUCUUCUUCUCCUGCUUCCCUCCACCUUUUCCCUCGUUUCCUUUCCCUCUCCCGCUCUCUCUCUCUCUCUAAAAGCGUUCGUGGGAGAGCUUGGGAGGAGAUAGAGAUAGGCAUGGGCAAGUAUAUGAGGAAGGCGAAGGUGUUGGGGGAGGUGGCGGUGAUGGAGGUCUCCGCCCAGUCCUCUCUCGGCGUCCGCACCCGCGCCCGCACCCUCGCACUCCAGCGCCUCCAGAAGCCCUCCCCGCCGCCGGACUCCUCCUCCUACCUCGAGCUCCGCAGCCGCCGCCUCGAGAAGCCACCGCCACUCGCCCCCAAAGGGUCCCCGGCCAAGCCCAACCCGCCCCACCAUCGAACCAAAGAGGCGAAUACCGCAUCGCUCCCCGACUCCGACAAGGGCAUGCCGGAGGCCGAGGUGUCGUCCGGGGAGAAUGUUCUCGAGGCCGAAGCAAGGGACAGGAGUGUCAGGGAGACCACGCCCUGCAGUUUGAUAAGGGAUUCAGAAACCAUAGGAACUCCUGGCUCUACAACGAGACCUACCAGCUCAACUGCCACCAAUCGGAGAAUGCACAAUUCUAUGCGCAGGAACAUCCCAACUGCACAUGAGAUGGAAGAAUUUUUUGCUGGGGCUGAGCUGCGACAACAACGAAUAUUUAUAGAGAAGUACAACUUUGAUCCAGUGAAUGACCACCCACUCCCCGGCCGGUAUGAAUGGGUGGAACUGGACUCGUAGAUAGCAGAUCUCCAUCUUGGUGCUGCUUCAUUUCCUGCAGCUUCUCCAUUGAUCUCUGCCCAGGGUUUUCAAUGAGGGCGGUGCUGCAGCACUGGUGGUGGCGGGUAUCACUGCCCUUUCUUUUAUGUUGUAAAAAAACCAGUAGUGCCAAAGAUAGUUUGCAGUCUCUAAUGGUCUGUAACCCAUAUGGAGCUGAUGAGCUACAUCUAGAGAAAAACCCGCAGGUUCAGACUCAGUACAACUAACAGAUCAUGCAGAGGGGAAAAAAGUAGGGUCAAUCUUUUUUAUAGUUUUCCUUGAUAGAACCAGUUAUGUAUUAGGCUCUUUUGUUGGGUAGGAGGUAUACAAUGCUGCAUCUGAUCUUGUAUUUUGUCAAUACUGCUGCUGAUGGACCUGAAAAGCUCAUUGGGAAAUAAAGUGACCCAUUUGCCCUUGUAUUCUACUCC
Elaeis guineensis (African oil palm) is the source of this 1194-nucleotide messenger RNA. RefSeq names its product cyclin-dependent kinase inhibitor 4. Gene Ontology annotation, cellular component: nucleus. NCBI's taxonomy places the organism in Eukaryota, Viridiplantae, Streptophyta, Magnoliopsida, Arecales, Arecaceae. The record is from RefSeq and is a predicted model, not a curated record. Gene Ontology annotation, molecular function: cyclin-dependent protein serine/threonine kinase inhibitor activity. Gene Ontology annotation, biological process: negative regulation of cyclin-dependent protein serine/threonine kinase activity.